Xylona heveae TC161 is the source of this 468-nucleotide messenger RNA. RefSeq lists its product as hypothetical. NCBI's taxonomy places the organism in Eukaryota, Fungi, Ascomycota, Xylonomycetes, Xylonales, Xylonaceae. Bases 1 to 468 code for a protein of 155 amino acids. The record is from RefSeq and is a predicted model, not a curated record. The transcript has a single exon.
AUGUCGGCUUCUUCUCAGACGAAGACCGAUAUCAAUUCUCAUCGUACGGCGUCGACGAACUCGCAAGCAGGGUCCGCGAUAACUCAGACAACUGUCAGCCAAGCUGGAUCUUGGGCCGCUCCUGGUUUCGGCGUCGAGAUUAGUCGAUGGAGCGAUGAUACACCAACUGAAUCAAGCAUUUCUGCAAGAGCCACUGAGGCAGGGCUCUCCGGCGCUCGAAAUUCCGCCACUGCAUCCGUUCUCAGUAGGAGCUCAUCAGCCUCGGGAGGAAGUACUGCUAGCAGCCAGGCUGCCGUUUCCGCCGAGCGACAAAGAACUCUGAGCGCAUUGGAAUAUGGUGCGCCGCGCGCUCCAGCUUCGGAAAGGGUUUGCGAAAGUGUGGUGGGAGGCCUCUUGGGUAAUAACACAGCAUGUCAACAACUGAGCAGCUCUGGGUCUGCUGCGCAGCAGGCGAGGAGAAAGGAUUAA